This is a messenger RNA of Lemur catta (Ring-tailed lemur), 2077 nucleotides long. Its product is annotated as deleted in malignant brain tumors 1 protein-like. The coding region runs from base 143 to 2077 and encodes 644 amino acids. The record is from RefSeq and is a predicted model, not a curated record. Lineage: Eukaryota; Metazoa; Chordata; Mammalia; Primates; Lemuridae. The transcript is spliced from 15 exons. Gene Ontology annotation, cellular component: membrane.
UCCAGAUGUGACUCCUACACCCCCAGCUGUCAUCCCUCCAGCCCCUAUACCACAAGGAGGAAGCAACCCUUGCGGGGGAGAGAUUUCCAGUCUCUCGGGCUCCUUCUCCAGCCCUUGGUAUCCUACAAACUACCCCACCGACAUGGAGUGUGUCUGGGUCAUACACGUGGCCGACGAGUUCCGCAUAGAGCUGGUGAUCCCAAGCCUGAAAUUAGAGAACAUCUAUGGGUGCCCUUAUGACUUUAUCGAAGUGUUUGACGGACACCAAGCUGCUGCACUCUCCAUGGGCAGAUUUUGUGCAGGAGCAGAGCUCACAUUCCUCUCCUCUUCAAACGUCAUGACCGCAGUGUUCAGAAGUGACACCAUGGUCACCAACAUGGGGUUUUAUGCCCAGUACAACUCCGUUCAGCAAGAUGAAAGGGAGAGUGAUAUGUCCCUGCGACUGGUGAACGGCAGCCACAGGUGUGAGGGCCGGGUGGAGGUCUCCUACAACGGCACCUGGGGCACAGUGUGCGAUGACAGCUGGGACCUGAUGGACGCCAGGGUGGUGUGCCAGCAGCUCGGCUGUGGCGAGGCCCUGUCGGCCCCAGUCAAGAGCUACUUUGAUGGAGGCACUGGCCACAUCAUGCUAGAUGGCGUACAAUGCACCGGGAACGAAGUCAAGGUGUGGCAAUGCAUGCACAACGGGUGGUUCUCCCACAACUGUGGGCACCACGAGGACGCCAGCGCCAUCUGCUCAGGUGUCGAUGGCAGUUCACACCUCGGACCCACAGAUGAAAGUUUCCCCUGUGGUGGUCUGCUCACGAAUAAUUCAGGCUCCUUCUCCAGUCCUUGGUUUCCUAAAAAAUACCCCACAAAUGUGGAGUGUGCUUGGGACAUACAAGUGGACAUCAGGGCUCACGUCAGACUCACGUUUGAAGUGGUAAAAAUGGAAAACUUCUACGGCUGUCCGUACGACUUCAUCGAAAUCUUUGAUGGCCCACAAAACGAAUCUUUCUCGCUGGGGAGGUUCUGUUCCGGGACAACCCCGAUAUUCACCUCCUCCUCCAACCGCAUGUCCGUGGUGUUCCACAGCGACGCUGUCAUCACCAACAUCGGCUUUUAUGCACAUUAUGAGUCUCUUGUGCAAGAUGAGAACGACACCGAUGUGGCCCUCAGGCUGACCAAUGGCGGGCACCGGUGCGAGGGCCGCGUGGAGCUGCGCUACAACGGCAGCUGGGGCACGGUGUGUGAUGACAGCUGGGACCUGCGCGAUGCCCAGGUGGUGUGCAGGCAGCUGGGCUGCGGCGUGGCGGUGGCAGCCCCGGGGCAGGCACAUUUCAGGAGAGGCCUGGGCCCCAUCGUUCUGGAUGACGUGGAGUGCGUGGGCACAGAAGCCAGGCUGUGGCAGUGCCUGCACCGCGGCUGGCUCACCCACAACUGCAGCCACCACGAGGACGCCAGCGCCAUCUGCUCAGGUUUCAGAAGAGUGGAAGAAGAUGAGCUCCCCACACUUCCUGUGUCUCUCACAGCCUCUCUGCCGUACCCAACACCAUCAGCUGUUCUGAGUCACCCAACCUCAGCAUCUUUUCCAAAGCCGACAGAGCUGCCCACAUCCACAGGUCCGGGCCUGCGGCUGGCAAACGGGUCCAGAAGCUGUGAGGGCCGGGUUGAGGUCUACCACGCCGACAUCUGGGGCACCGUGUGCGAUGACAGCUGGUCCAUAGAGGAUGCCCACGUGGUCUGCAGGCAGCUUGGCUGUGGCCUGGCCCUGUCUUCCCUCCCAGGGGCCAGGUUCGGCCCUGGGUUUGGCAGCAUCCUCCUCGAUGACGUCAACUGCACGGGAAGGGAGUCCUCCCUGGAGCACUGCCCUCAUGGCGGUUGGUUCACCCACAACUGCGGGCACCAUGAGGAUGCUGGCGUCAUCUGCUCAGGUUCCCCAGCUGCUGGACAUCCAGCUUCUUCAGCUCCUAGGGAGCAUCCACGUGUUUUCCAUCCGACAGCUGUUGAAGUUGCCCCAGCAUCGGCAGGAACGGCUCCCACAGUUGGUAAUCCUUUAGUUGUUUCUCACAGCUUCCUGGUUACUGGAUCUUUCUAG